Messenger RNA from Chroicocephalus ridibundus (black-headed gull), 2490 nucleotides. It is a transcript of the gene TLCD3A, whose product is annotated as TLC domain containing 3A. The transcript is spliced from 5 exons. The record is from RefSeq and is a predicted model, not a curated record. Gene Ontology annotation, cellular component: membrane; endoplasmic reticulum. Lineage: Eukaryota; Metazoa; Chordata; Aves; Charadriiformes; Laridae. Gene Ontology annotation, biological process: lipid homeostasis. The coding region runs from base 228 to 1013 and encodes 261 amino acids.
CGGGCUGGUGGGCGGGGCUUGCAGCGGCGGAGGCGGGGCCUGCCGCCCGGUGGAGCGGGGCGCGUCCCGGCGGCGGGAGCGGCGGGAUCGGUGCGAGCCGCUGCCGGUCCGAGCCCAGCCCAGCCGAGCCGAGCCAUUGCCGGUCCGUGCCGAGCCGGACCCCCCCUGCCGCCCGGCCUGCUGUUGACAAGCGGCGGCGGGAGGCAGCGCGGCGGCCGGUCGUCCCCAUGUGGCGGACGCUGGCCCUCGCCUCCGCCUUCUUCCCGGGGCUCUUCGCCCUCUGCAUCCGGUUGCUGCGCUGGGCAGCCCCGGGAUGGAGCCUCAAGGACCGCAUCCUCCUCAGCGGCAGGUUGGUGUCAACAGUCCAAGCCACGAUGGCAACGGUGUCGGGGAUCACGGUUGUCCUUAACUGCAAGAACGUGGUGUACGACAGGCACUGGCUGGCCGUAGAGUACAUCUGGGUCCUCGUUCCCUACAUGACCUACGACAUUUACGUCAUGUACCUCUGUCACUGGCACAAGAGCCAGGACAGGGGAGUCGUGGAGAAGAAGCACUCGCUGGCCAGCGUGCGGAGCUUCCUCCUGCAGGAGCGGCUGAUGGUGACCCACCACCUCUUCAUCCUCAUCGUGCUCACCCCCAUCACCCAGCACUUCAGGGGAGAGCUGGGGGACUUCUUCGUGGGCUGCAUCUUCAUAGCGGAGCUGAGCACGCCUUUCGUGUCGCUGGGCAAAAUCCUCAUGCAGCUCAAAAUGCAGGACACGCUCCUGCACAAGGUGAACGGGAUCCUCAUCCUGGUGACCUUCUUCCUCUGCCGUAUUCUCCUCUUCCCCUUCAUGUACGCCGCCUACGCCAGGCAGGUGGGAAUCCCCAUUUACAUGGUGCCUUUCCGCAUCCCCCUGCACUGCAACAUAGCCAACGCCUCCCUCAUCGCCCCCCAGCUCUACUGGUUCAGGCUCAUCUGCCGCAAAGCCGCCCGCCUCUACAGCAGCUCGCCCGCCGAUAAAAGCAGAUAACGGUCGGCAGCGGCAGCCCAGCGCGGGGGCUGGAAAAGGGUCAGGCCCCCCUCCCCCCCCCCCCAGCUCUUCCACCUUCAAUGCCAGCACUGUGGGGGACCAUCAUGGAAGCAGAGCUGCGGAAGCAGUGAUAUCGCCGGGCUUUUUUAGCUGGAAGCAGCCUCGCCGUCUCCACCGCCGUCCCAGGCAGUGCCAGCCUGGGCUAGGAAGGCUUUCUUCCCACGCCGCUCCAGUGCCUUGUGUCCUCCCACCCGUGGGAGCCAGGGCAGGAGCCAGCGAGGAGGAGGAGGUCUGCCCAUAAGCACGACGUUCCUUCUGGGAGUCAACACUGCGGCACCGAACUAACGGUUACACGAGAGGGGUUUGUUACAGACGCCCCCCUCGCGUCUGUCAGGGCUGACACCAGACACCGGCACUGAGCACGGCGUCAAGGAGCCUGUACCCGGAGGUGAUGCUGCAGCCUGCCCAGCCCCACGCAGCAGCACCGGGGACUCGGGGAGCCGUGUGCUGGACCUGCCGCAGCCCCAACUCACUCCUCCGGCUGUGGUUUACGUCCUCCAGCUGAGAGCAGAGCCAGGCCCCGGGGCUGUGGCACGGCUCUGCACAGCGUGUUCCUGGCCGUCACCCACUUGGCCUCUACACUCAGCCUCUCACCUCCCACUGCUGCUGGGCUCAAACUCAUUUAAGACUCCACUUAACCCAAAGGUGCUUUUCACUACAACUGUCUGGUGUCUGUGGCUGACAGUCCUGGGCUAGGGGGGGCUCUGGUGGCCCCAGCAGGCUGGAGGGCGGAGAAGCUCACACCAGGACAGAGGAAGGGUUGCGCUGUCUCAGAGCAAUGCUGGCAGAGCAGAGCACCCAUGGCUGAAGGGCAGGAUGAGGACAGGAGACUGCUGAGUCCCCAUCUCUGGGUACUAUGCAGAGCCCUUUGUUGGCAGGGGAUGCAACUUUCAACCCUUUUCCCUAACUGCAGUUGAUUUUAGUUAGCCCAAGCCAGGGCAGCCACCUCCUCCCUGCAGCCUCCCGUGCUCACCUGGGGUCCCCCUGCUCCAGGGCAGGGACUGCACCAACACGGCUCCAGCAGCCCCUCUACAGCCACCCGUACCCAGAGACCUGGGGACACUCUGUGCCUUUCAUUCUGUCUAAAACCGGUCCGGAAGGGCCGAGGACCCAGUUCUUUUGGGUAUCAGAUCUUGUCCCAGCCACAGCUGUAUUCUGGAAAGGCUAAAAUAAAAAGGCCUCUUCCAACAUGCAGCCAGUUAUUGCAGGAACACUACUGUCACUUUAACCAUCGAGACCAGCUGAUGUUAUAAACCGCUCGCAACCCAUUACAGAUGUUUGUAUCUCGCUGUUUUCAUCGCAAAUAAUGUGCCUUAUGUAAGGACAAAAAAAAAAAAAAAAAGCCAAUGAGGCAUCUCAGUUUGCACUAACACUGCCCUAUUUACUACUGCACCUAUCAGGAGACCAAUAAAGAUUU